Schistocerca serialis cubense is the source of this 2396-nucleotide messenger RNA. Its product is annotated as protein PRRC1-like. The coding region runs from base 92 to 1153 and encodes 353 amino acids. The transcript is spliced from 7 exons. The record is from RefSeq and is a predicted model, not a curated record. NCBI's taxonomy places the organism in Eukaryota, Metazoa, Arthropoda, Insecta, Orthoptera, Acrididae. Gene Ontology annotation, biological process: activation of protein kinase A activity. Gene Ontology annotation, molecular function: protein kinase A regulatory subunit binding. Gene Ontology annotation, cellular component: cytoplasm.
GUAUCUUUGGUGAAAUGUGUCAAACAUGGCUGUUAGCCAGUAGCAACAAAUAGGUAGUUUUUAAAUACAAGUAUAUUUUCAGUAUCUAAACAUGAUGCAAGAAGAUUCUAACGGAGAAUCGACUUUCGAAUUUGUCGACAAAAAAUCUGAUAAUGGAUUGACACAAGAUAAAAUGGAAAAAAAUACAGAGUCAGGAAGUGGAAUGUCAUUGCCUUUGAGUGCUGGUAGUUUGCUGUCCAAUGUGCCACCACCAUCUGAGCUACCAAGUUUUAUAUCUCCACCAGCAGAUACAGUUUUAAAACCAGUUACUACACAGGCAGCACCAAUUUUCCAUGAAACAAAGUUCAGUCCUGUUAUACCCCAAAGUAAAGGAGCUGAAAUGGUGCCUCCCCUGACACAAGAUGUACCUGCUGCAGGUGAUAGUGGAAGUGGUAGUAACAGUAGUGGUGGUUUGUUUGAUUGGGUGAAGGGAGCAGUUGGAAGUGGGAGUCUUUUAUCAAAAGUUGCAGAGAGAGCCAAAAAUUCUGUUGAUUCCAUGAUAACUACUUUGGACCCACAGAUGAGAGAAUUUUUACAUUCUGGUGGUGAUAUUGAUAUUGUGGUUGCAUCAGACAAAGAAAUUAAAAUAAGCCCAGUUAGAGAAGCUUUCCAGGCAGUUUUUGGCAAAGCUACUGUUACGGGACUACCAGCACAAGCAGUAACUGUUGCUGCACAACCAGUUGGUUAUGGCUCGGCAUUCAAAGCAGCAGAAGAAAGGAUACACUCAGUUCGUACAAGUGGUAAAGUUCAUGAGAACCAACCUGUAGUUGCUGUGGAAAAUUUUAUUGUGGAGGCUGCUGAAGGACAGUGGUACGACUUAGGCUUGCUAACAUUGGAUGACCCUGGUCACAAAAUAACUCUACACACUUUUACUGGAACAACACCUGUACCAUCCACUGUUGUGGAUUUAGCAAGGGAUGACACACCUUCUGAUUAUCCUCUGCUGAGUUCGGGCUAUGCUGUGACUAUUGGAAGCCUGAUGGCCAGCAAUUUGGAGGUGCAUCACUCAGAGUGGCAUCAGGCAGUGAGUGGUGUUUCCAGACGUGACCAUUUGCUUUUGGCAGCAAGGGUGCUUGCAGGACUGUACAAGAACAGUGUUGGCAGCAUGCUAUAGUUUUCUGUGACUAACAUAUGCGCCUUAAUAUUAUCAGUUCAGAAAAAUCACUUUGUAAACCAUGUGCUGAUUAUGUAUGAAUUCUGAAGUAAUGAUACAAUGAAAAAGUACAGGAAAAUUUGGACUGAACAUUUUCCUGUGAUUUACACUUAUUUUCUUAUGUGCUCAUUUCUUGCCUAAAAAUGAAGAUAUCCCCUUCACAAUACAAUAGUUACAGAUGUCCUUUGAUAUUAAAAACUGAUAUAAACAAAUAAGCAAAAUGUAACAUUGGGCUAUCUCUCUCUGUACCCCUUUCAGCACAUUUAUCUUUUUGUUGUGCUCUCCCCACCAUGUAAUUAAAUUUCGUAGUUUAUUUUAACAUUUUUAUAUUUUUCAGUUGGGGAAGAAGCAAUGUACUGUACUUACUGUGAAUGUUUUUAAUGCAUGUAUAUAUAUUACUGUGAUUUUAUGAAGAAUGAAAUUUGUAAUUUUGAGUCUCAGUAGCUUUAGUUAUGUAUUAGUAUGUAAGAACUGGCUUGUCUGCUGAAGUUUGACUUGGCAUGAAAGUUUUUUGUCUGUUUAUAACUGCAAAGAAGUUGUUUAUUAUUAAUUUUUAUUUGACCAUGUAAUAAAUGUGAUACUUUUCAACUUUCCCAGUAAUAAUACUACACUACCUUAACAAAUUCCAAGAAUUGUAAAACUGCCUUGUAUAUCUUGGCAGAUCGAAUUGUAAUAUGGGAAAUAUAAUAGAAAUCCCCUCUUAGGUCUGUGGUAUUUGUGUAAUCAGAAUUUUAAGAGAAACAAUGAAAUUGUUUUAGGAAUAUUGCACUGGAAGUGAUUUUCUUGCUAGUAAAUGCCAACAAUAGUGGUGUACAGUCAGAUCUGUGAGCACUUACUGCAGACAACAUUGGCCUAUUUAGUUAAACAUUUGUUGUAGAGAUGGAAUGUUUUUGUACCAAAGACAUUUUCUAAAGCUUUAUUAACACUUCUAGAAAUUUUUCUCAUGCCAUAAUCUCGGAUGGUCCUCCCACUACCUAUACUUCAGUAAAGGCUAUACUUUGCAUUUAGUUCAUUCAUAUUUAUGGUCGGAAAUUAGGUUAAUAAGUAAAGGGAUGUCCAUUAAUUACACGAGUGAUUUUCCUUAAAAUUUGGAACCCCACCACAAUAUCCAUAGUCAAGCAAAAAUAUGUAAAAAUGAGUUUUAUUUGUUUUAAAUGUUCAUUGAUAAAACAGGAUUUUAUUAAAUUGUUUUUAAUCAAGUGUA